This is a messenger RNA of Aplysia californica (California sea hare), 4063 nucleotides long. Its product is annotated as WD repeat-containing protein 20. Gene Ontology annotation, molecular function: protein binding. The transcript has 4 exons. Lineage: Eukaryota; Metazoa; Mollusca; Gastropoda; Aplysiida; Aplysiidae. Bases 32 to 1846 code for a protein of 604 amino acids. The record is from RefSeq and is a predicted model, not a curated record.
GGGACUUUUGUUGUUGAAACAAAUUUUCAACAUGGCGGCACAGAGUGAGGGUGGGGGAAAGGAUGAGAUCAAAACACAUUUUGUUACCCGAGAAGGAUCCUAUAAGUUAAUGCAUCAUUCGGAAUACUCAAAGCCCAGUCGUGUUGCAUUCAAUGGCCAAACAAAUACACCUGUUAAACUUUCAUUUGUUGAGGUUAAUGACGGAACAGCGUCCCCAGACCGCCUCUGCUUUAACGUUGGCAGGGAACUGUACGUGUACGUUUACAAGGGAGUACGUAAGGCUGCAGACCUCACCAAACCAAUAGAUAAAAGAAUCUACAAAGGAACGUUACCCACCUGCCAUGACUUCAAUCAACACUAUCUCAGCCCUGAGAGUGUGCUGUUGGUGGUCGGGUUCACUGCAGGUCAGGUGCAGUUAAUAGACCCCAUUAAAAAGGAAAUCAGCAAAUUGUUCAAUGCUGAGAGAUUGAUAGAUAAGACCAAAGUGACAUGCAUCAAGUGGAUCCCUGGAUCUCCAAAUCAGUUCUUAGUUUCUCAUGGCUCAGGACAAAUGUACUUGUACAGUGAGGAGCUUCCAUGUGGACAGACCACACCACAGUAUCAACCAUUUAAGCAAGGGGAUGGUUUUGCUGUGUACACGUGCAAGACGAGAAGCACAAGGAAUCCUCUUUACCGUUGGGUCAUUGGGCAAGGGGCAAUCAAUGAAUUUGCAUUCUCUCCUUGUGCUCGCUACUUGGCAGUAGUAGGCCAGGAUGGACAUCUUCGGGUGUUUCAGUACAGCACAAUGGAAUUAUUGGGGACGAUGAAGAGUUUCUUCGGUGGGUUGUUGUGUGUAUGUUGGUCACCCGAUGGGAAGUAUCUUGUCACUGGUGGAGAAGAUGAUUUAGUGACAGUUUGGUCUUUCCAUGAGAAACGUGUUGUGUGCCGUGGCCAUGGACACAAGUCGUGGGUGAACAUGGUAGCCUUUGAUAAGUACACGUCGACAGUUUGUGAUGAGACGACGAGUGAUGUGAUAGGUGCUGACGGUGAAAUCAGCUCUGUGAAGGCCAAUGCAGUGGCGAGCAAUGAGGGGAGCAAUCACAUAAACAGACUUAGCUCCACAAGUAGCAAUCCAGAGUUCCCCCAAACUUUGCCGCCGCAGCAAACCAAUGGCAAACACCUCAAUGCCAACCAUAGUAAUUCCUCUUCGACGCCUGCACUAGAAAGCAGCACGAACCUCAACUACAUUUCUUACAGAUUUGGCUCUGUGGGCCAAGAUACAGAGUUGUGUAUGUGGGACUUGACAGAAGAUGUUCUAAAACAGCCAUAUGGGAAAUCUCGAACUAGCAGCUCAGGAUUAUUGGGCCUGAAUUCCUCCUCUUCAUCCUCAUUGCCUCGCUCAAACAGUCUACCUAGCUCACAGAAGGCAAACUCUGUUGGGCCUGUGACGAGCAAUGAUGUGUCUGGCCAUGCAUAUGCUGAUGGCCACGCACACCCGAUACAAAAUGCUGUGAUGAACGCAAGCUCAAAAUUUGCGACUUUAUCUGUGUCUGAUCGCAAAGAAAGCAGUGACAAGAAGGAGCAUAAAAGAAACUUCAGUCUAGCGGCUCGAAAUAGUGACAAAUCGUCUGUGGUGAAAUCAAACAAUGUACGUCCAGUGGAUAGUGCUAUGAAGUUAUAUGGCACCCAGGCGUGUCCAAAGUUAGAUCAAGUGCCCAUGUUAGAACCGUUAGUAUGCAAAAAAGUUUCACACGAGAGACUCACAGCAAUUGCAUUCCGCAAUGAGUGUAUCGUAACAGCUUGUCAGGAGGGAAUUGUGCUUACUUGGGCAAGGCCAGGAAAAGUGUUACGAGAUGGAGUUGAAUGACAGCAAGCAACACAACAGUCUGUCUCCAGCAACGAAGAACUCACUCUGUGACUUAAGCUUCAGAUAGCUUCAAGUGGACAGCCUCUUUUUAACUGCUUUCUUUGAGAUGGCACCAAUAACAUGCAUGGCCACUAUCAAGAGGCGAGUCACCUCAAGGAGGAACCUCAUGUUUCACCAACGGCACAACUCAUGAUUAUGCAUGAUUGUUAUUAUGUUCAGUGUCCACAAAUCUUUUCUGAGCAGAUAUCAAGAGUGCCUCUUCCCCCUCACUCUCUCUCUCUCUCCCCCUCUCUCUCUCUUUCCCUUUCUUUUUUCUCCCUGUCAGUGUUUAUGAAAAGUGGAAGAUGAGCUGCAAUGUGGACUUUCUCUGUCAGUCUCAGCAUUUAAUCAGUAUGUUCAGUUUCUACUUGCUUGCUCAGUUGUGGGCAGUUCAAUGUGGGCUCAGUUGUAUUUGCAUAAAACUAAACAAUUAUUUUACUUUGGUUUCCAUUGUGCUCUGAUAAAUGUGCCAAUCCCAAGUUUUGUAUUGGAAGCUGGGAGGAGGGGGGGGUUGUUUGUUUCGUUUUGUUUUUCUAUAGCUUUUCCUUACGGUUUUCAGUCAUUGCACAGUACCAUGGCUGUGAAACAUGUCCAAAUAACUUAAGUCUUACAGGUGUCUUAGAAUGUCUCACACAUACUCUUUGUCUUUUAGAUUCUAAGUUGUCUUAAGCACGUUGUUUUUUUUUUAAUUUUUAGAAAGUACCAAAAUCAACAUUUCCAGACUAUGUGAUCUUGUAAGUUUUUCAUGUGACACGCGACUACAACAUUAUUUAUACCGAACAUGGUAUGAUUUGUCAAAAUUCCUGUGAUUGUUAUGAAUGUUUUAUGAUACUGGAGGUUGUUCUUUGUCUCUCGUUUGCAAUGGAGAGUUUUGCAAUUAUUGUUUACAUUCGUGAUACAGAUGGGGCACGUACUGGGGCCUGCCUCGUCAUUUGAAGCUACAUCACCAUUUGUAAGGCGCAUGGUAUUAUAGAAAAUGGGCCUUUGGCAGUAUGCUUUUGGCUUUCAUGCUACAUUAACUGUCUGUUUGCCAGGCACUAAGGUCCUACCCAAAGUGGUGAUGGUUGAAAAGCAUCCAUGUGUGGAAAGAACAGAAAUAUUGUUUUUAGAACUAUUUUUUAAAUUAUGUGAUGUAUAAAAUAUUAGCAAAGACAACAUUUAUCAUAAUAAUAAUAGUUUUCAAAUAUGGAAAGUUAAGUAUAGUAUACUAAAACCAAAUUUUGUCAUAGAUAAUUUUUCAUGUGUAAAAAUAGCUGCUUCAGAACAGCUGCCUAUGAGAAUAGAUCAGUAUAAGAUAGCUUUUUUAUGAAAGGAAAAGCAGUUUCAACUAAUAAGAUUAGACAGUCAGCCUCCGUUUUCUGCUAAUGCAGCAGAUAGAGACUCGUGAUUGCUUGGUUGUGUUGGUUCCUUGUGUGUUUUUUGGGGGGGGGGGGGGGGGGGGGGGGGGUUACAUUUGAAAGCAACAAAAAUCAUAGCAUACAUAACGUGUAGAUUUUGUAAAAUGUUGACACUUAGUAUUUCACUAAGUACGCUGGGUUUAUAAAGGUUGUUUUCUUUUAGUUUUGUUUUCCCAAAUUGUUAAUCUUUGCCACAGCAGAGAAAAGAGAAGGAGUUGUGUCAGAUGGGAAACUGUUGCCUGGAAGCAGUAGUAGCACAUACAUAAAGUACUUUUUUAAAAAAUGAAUGAGUUUAUUUCGGCUGCAAUUAGUUGUCAUGUCGAAGUGGUUGUGUGAGUUUCGGGCGAAGUUCCUUUUGAAGCCAAAGCCUAGCAUCUGUUUAGUCUCUAAGGCAAAAACUUAAAAUUUAAUGCUUUUGUCAAGACACUUACCUAAGUGGUUGUCAUCCGUGUUCCUGCAACAUGGAGCUUGAGGGAUUGUAGUAAAGUAUAUAUUUGAUGUGCAUGGCUUUUUUUGUUGUUGUUUCAUUAAUCAGAUUUGUGAGUAUAGUUAAUCGUUUAUCAAUAAUGGUAUGUCCACCAUGAAGCCACCAUGAAUCUCGGGACAAAGAUAUUUUAAACAGUUCAGCAUCACACUUAAUUGAAAUAAACUAAAAUAAGUUCCAAAAAAAUUGUAAGGCAGAAAAUGUGGACAUAUCUGUAGCUUUGCAUUGGAGGUUAAACUAUGAAGACUCAAGUGGUUAUGACAUUGGUGCUCAUUUUUUUAAAUACGAAAGGGAAAA